Funneliformis mosseae is the source of this 237-nucleotide messenger RNA. NCBI's taxonomy places the organism in Eukaryota, Fungi, Glomeromycota, Glomeromycetes, Glomerales, Glomeraceae. The record is from the annotation of a GenBank genome assembly.
AUGAUAUCAAAUUGGGCAGAAAUGAUUGAAAGUAAAUUACAAGAUCAAGAUAUUGAAAUAACAGAUUUAAUUAAUACUUAUAAUAUUUCAGUUGAUAAUAUUGAACAAUUGCAACAUUCUGCAAUUGAUUUACAAGCAAAAUGGCAAUUAAAAAAUAUUUUUGUAAAAAGUUUAGAAUUACCAAAUUAUUUAGAAGAUUUUAUUAUAGCAAUAUUACUAAAAGCAGAAGAAUUAUAA